AUGGUCGAGACAUUGAUAGCAAACCAAGCAGCCCAAGCUGCUCAACUUCAAACAGCACAAGCUCAGGUUGCCGAAGCACAAGAUGCACAGAUCCAGGCACAAGCACAGGCAACAGAGAUGCGCAACCAAAUGUUAACCGCCCGUCUACAAGCAGAGGAAGCCCAGGCUAGGGCUCAAGUUCAUAAUUCAGGACAGACUUCGGCACAUAAUCAACCUCAAAUUCAGAAUCAGACAACAGCAGCACCCGUCACUACAGUCAUCGCUUCAGAAAUCAACGCUGUCCCAGUCACUUCUGUUACCAUCACAGCAUCCCGUCCUUGGGAAAUACCCAGGGAUCUUAAUCAAGAUAGAUAUCAACAAGAGUUCGUUCCACCAAAUGCUCCUGUCUUCACUAAUGUGCCUCCCGUUGUUCACUAUACUCCUCACCUAGGAGAACCUGUCUAUCACGGCCCUACCCCAAGUGAGGAUCCUGGUCUCAAUGAUAGAAUGGAUGAAUUCCAGGAUCAGUUUGCGGAAUUACAAAAAGAGAUAAAAGCUCUUCGUGGGAAAGAACUGUUUGGCAGAGAUGUAAAUGAUAUGUGUUUGGUUCCAGACGUAAGGAUGCCAGCAAAAUUUAAACUACCAGAAUUUGAAAAGUACAAAGGAAGUUCUUGUCCACAGACCCAUUUGGUUAUGUACGUGCAAAAGAUGUCAAUGUACACCAACGACCAAAGGAUGCUCAUUCAUUAUUUUCAAGACAGCCUUACCGGUGCAGCUUUACGCUGGUAUAUGGGAUUAGACAGUUCUCAGAUCAAGACUUUCAACGAUUUAGGCGAGGCCUUUAUCAAACAUUACAAAUACAACCUGGAUAAUGUGCCAGACCGAGAUCAGUUGAGGUCCAUGCAACAAAGAGAAAAGGAGACAUUCCGUGAAUACGCGCAAAGGUGGCGCGAAAUUGCAGCACAGGUUGUUCCACCUAUGGAAGAAAAGGAGAUGACGAAAGUGUUCUUAAAGACUCUUGAUACUUUUUAUUACGAGAGGAUGAUUGCAAGCGCUCCUACAGACUUUACCGACAUGGUAAACAUGGGAGUCCGUUUAGAGGAAGCAGUUCGAGAAGGGCGUCUAGUUAGAGAAGGAAGUUCAUCUUCAAGCGGGGCAAAGAGGUACGACGGUUUUAUGAAAAAGAAGGAACAAGAAACUAAUGUUGUGUCCUAUAAUCAUCCAAGAAGGAUCAAUUAUCCUUACCAUUCCCAACACCAACAUAUAGCAGCCGUGACUCCAGUAAUCACUUCCGCUCCAGUUCAAGUCCAAUACCCUCAGCAGCGUACCAACCGCUUCCAACAGAAUACUCAGUAUCAGCAACAACAUCAACCUCAACAACAUCAACAUCAGUUACAACAACGUCCACCACAGCAACAAAGAAGAACCAAUUUUGAUCCAAUUCCGAUGUCAUAUGCAGAAUUGUAUCCAUCUUUGAUCACUAAAAACCUUGUGCAACCACGACCACGACCUCCUGUACCAGAAGUGCUACCUUGGUGGUACAAGCCAGGGGUAUCUUGUCCCUUUCAUCAGAAUGCUCCAGGUCAUGACUUAGACAACUGUUUUGCUUUAAAGUUGGAAGUACAGAAGUUGACAAGAGCAGGUAUUUUGACCUUCAAGAGCAUGGGUCCCAAUGUGAAGGACAAUCCAAUGCCAAGUCAUGGUCCUUCAUCAGUGAACAAUAUAGAAGUUUGUCUCAAUGGACAACGUGUUACGAAGAUAGAGGAGAUUCGGCAGUCUUUGGUUGAAAUUCAUUCUAUUUUAUGUGCUCAUGGUCCAUUCCAACAUGACCACCAGAUCUGUGGUACAUGUUCAGUCAAUUCAAGAGGUUGUAGAAAGAUUCAAGAUGAUUUGCAAGGCGUCCUUGAUCAGGGUUUGAUUCAGAUUUCUAGACAAAUGAGUUCUCCAGAAUCACAAGAACAAGAGGUGAAUGUCAUCAUUCCUUGCUUCAACAUUCCAGAGAAAGUAGAGAUAGCUUAUCAUCCGAGGGAGCCAGUGGUGAUUUGCCCUCCGGGCCCAAUGCCUUACACUUCAGAUAAAGCGGUCCCCUACCGCUAUGCAGCAACUAUUAUUGAGAACGGUAAAGAGGUCGAGAUUAAAACCUUAUCCUCAGUUACCAAUAUCGCAGCAAAUAGCCGAAUGACGCGCAGUGGCCGCGUGUUCGCUCCGUCGGUUAUCCCAAGUAGAAAUGUUGAGAAAGAUCCAGUAGUCGUGGUACCAGUGACAAGAGAAGCAGAAGGGCAAACAAGCAAUUUAACCCUUGACAAAGAAACAGAUGAACUACUCAGAAUUAUCAAGCUCAAUGACUACAAAGUGGUAGAUCAGUUGCUACAGACACCGUCAAAAAUCUCGAUCCUGUCCUUAUUAUUGAACUCAGCUGUCCACAGAGAAGCACUACUGAAGGUGCUUGAUCAAGCCUUUGUAGAACAGGAUAUAACAGCAGAGCAGUUCAACAAUGUUGUAGGCAGCAUCACUUCGUGCAAUGGCUUAGGCUUUUGUGAUGAAGAACUGCCAGAAGAAGGAAAGAAUCACAACUUCGCUCUCCAUAUCUCAGCCAAUUGUCAAGGGGAUUCUUUGUCUAAUAUCCUAAUUGACACCGGUUCAUCUCUGAAUGUCAUGCCCAAGUCUACCUUGUUGAAGCUAAAGUACAAAGGGGGGCAAAUGCGGCACAGUGGAAUUAUUGUGAAAGCGUUCGAUGGAUCAAGAAAAACAGUCAUUGGAGAAGUUGAUUUUCCUAUUGGUAUUGGACCACACGUAUUCCAGAUCACUUUCCAGGUUAUGGACAUAGUGCCAGCUUAUAGCUGUCUGCUCGGACGCCCAUGGAUUCACGAGGCGGGUGCCAUUACAUCCACGUUACACCAAAAGUUAAAGUUUGUCAAGAAUGGGCAAAUAGUGACGGUUAAUGGGGAGCAGGCUAUGCUGAUUAGCCACCUUUCAUCGUUUAGUGUGAUAGAAGUAGACGAGACGGCUGUUCAAACUCCAUUUCAGGCCCUGACCAUCGAUGAUUACAAGAAAAGUGAAGGUUCAAUCGCGUCAUUCAAAGACGCCCAGCAGAUUGUCAAGACAGGUCCUACAGAAAUGUGGGGCAAGGUGAUAGAGUUGCCAGAAAAUGUUAACCAUGCAGGAUUAGGCUUUGUUGAUGGAAAACAAGUGCAGACUUCAGUGGUGCGACCUUUCAAAGAUAUCUUUCACAGCGGUGGGUUUAUCAACAUGGUAGCAGUUGAGGAGGAUACUUUUGAGGGAAAGACAGAAGAUGAAGGCCCUAGAUUUGUGACACCAGGAUCAUGGUGUUUGUUCAUGUGA
Lathyrus oleraceus (garden pea) is the source of this 3321-nucleotide messenger RNA. RefSeq lists its product as uncharacterized. Gene Ontology annotation, biological process: proteolysis. The record is from RefSeq and is a predicted model, not a curated record. Gene Ontology annotation, molecular function: aspartic-type endopeptidase activity. Lineage: Eukaryota; Viridiplantae; Streptophyta; Magnoliopsida; Fabales; Fabaceae. Bases 1 to 3321 code for a protein of 1106 amino acids. The transcript is spliced from 2 exons.